AGUUGUAUCUUACACAGUAUUGGUGUUACCGAUUAUUGUUUAUGCGUUAAUUUUGAACUACAAUCAUGGCGGAAGGUGAAGCAGUGACAGCAGUGUUCGAAAUAGACAGUGAACAAUUAAUCCGUUUUAUCGAAGAGAGGCCUGUGCUCUGGGACAAAACAGUGGACGGUUUUAGGGACAGGAGCGCUACGCGGGAAGCUUGGCAAGAAGUGUGCAUUCAAUUGUGCAACGACUUUGAAGAGUUGGAAGAAAACGUGAGGGAUGAGUUUUGUAAAGAAAUAAUGAAAAGAUGGAAAAACCUUCGGGAUGCUUUUGCAAAAGAGGUGAAGGAUUCCAAAAAACCUGGACCUCUAGCCAAAAAGAAACGAAAGUACAUAUUUUAUGAACGACUAAAAUUCUUAUCGAAAAUUUACGAAGAUAAGGAAACUGACGAAAGCUGCAACAACGUUGUGGAAGGUGAACUUGAACUUGAGGGCUACCCACAUGCACUUCCAAAGACUAAAGGAAGCACGCCUCCUAAUACAAAACGUGUUAAGAGAAUACACUUCAAAAAGGGAGAAAUUGAUAACAGUAAAUGUAUACAAUCCACAAAAAAGGAAAACAGAAGAAUGUCUUUCUUCGAAAGUUUGCUGCCUCAUGUGGAAAAGUUCGAUGACGACCAGUGGCUUCAAUGUCAAAUGAAUAUUCUCCAAGUGAUUUGUGAAAUAAAAAACACAUUCCCUGUGCAGUCUACGUCAUGACGAUAAACCAAACCUAACUCAAAUCUGUGUUCAAGCAAUGCUGCCAACCCUCCAGCUAUAUGCUAUACUGGAGCCAACUGGAACCUGGAGAGAAUGUCCUGGUAAUUCGCAUUCCCCUUUUUACUCCGAUCUAACUUGUGCAAAAAACCCUCUUUGUGAAAAUAGCUGCAAAUUUUACAACCACUUUCAUCACAACAUAGAUCUUCUAAAUGUCUUAAAUGCUAGAAAAUUACGAAAAUAUCCUUCAAUACUCACCAAGAAACAUCUUAAAAAAAAAUAUAUAAAACUAAAAUUUACCUCGUGUUGGUGUAAAAUUAGAGAUUUUAAUGUUUUUACCUAAGUGUGCCAUGUUGCCGUUGUCUUAACAAAUGUUGAUUAAUUAUUACUGUAAGGCCUACUGUUUGGACACAUGACACAAAAAACCAUUUUAUCACUCUACAUUAUAAGAGGGUUUUUCUUUCAAUGUUUAUAAGACUGUUAACAAUAACCAUAUUUUACUAUGUUUCCUGUUGUUUUAACUAAA
Molecule: messenger RNA, 1263 nt
Organism: Macrosteles quadrilineatus (aster leafhopper)
Lineage: Eukaryota; Metazoa; Arthropoda; Insecta; Hemiptera; Cicadellidae
Exons: 2
Coding region: 66-740 (224 amino acids)
Biological process (GO): regulation of transcription by RNA polymerase II
Cellular component (GO): transcription regulator complex; nucleus
Molecular function (GO): DNA binding
Source: RefSeq, a predicted model, not a curated record